AUUUUUAACAAUGCGACCGAUUUUCGAAAGAAAUGAAAUUUACAUUUUGUCGCUGUUUAGUUUUUUUAAGGGAUGAAAUUGAGUUCGUAAAAUUCGUUAAGAUACUGAAUGAACAUGACAAGUUGUCAACAACUCCCGAUCCUACCCGUUUAUAUUUUCUGUGACAAGGAGACCAGAUACGAGUGUAAUUUCUCCUUAGAUCUGAAGAGACAUGAAAUAAUCCUCCAAAUCAUUCAAAGUAAAAGAUCGCCAUCUGUAUAAUCCAACCGAUUUCCUAAAAAAUGUGGCAGUGGUGAUGUUGAAUUAUUGAAACCAUGCUUUGAUAUCUGUUAAAAACUUUUUUCAUUUUGAAACUUGAAGGUUUGAUUGUGGUAUCGAAUUUAAUUAUCAUUCCUCGAUCGAACAUGUUUUCAUCAUUCUAUCGAGUUUUAUGUCAGACUGGUGAUAAGAUAGUUUAUCCGCGGUUGCCAUCAUUUGCUAAAGAAUUCUGGAAUCAUGAAGCAGGUCCUAAAACGAUAUUUUUUUGGGCACCAACCUUUAAAUGGUGUUUGGUGCUAGCUGGAUUGGCUGAUUUACAAAGGCCUGCCGAGAAACUUAGCAUUUAUCAGAACACAGCACUCUGUAUGACCGGAUUAAUAUGGAUGCGUUAUAGUUUCUCCAUUCGACCAAUUAAUUACAAUUUAGCGAGUGUUAAUUUUUUUGUCAGUACUAUUGGCUUAUACCAAUUAUCGAGGAAAUUUAAAUAUGAUAUGUCGCAGAAACAAUUACCAGGACAAAUUCAAUCACAGUGUACCGAUUAAAUACAAAAUAGAGAGAUAGUGUGCUUCAAUAGGAUACAUUACCGCAUAAUGUGCUUCAACAGGGAACGUCACGUCAUUACCGCAUAGCAGUUAUUGUAUAUAAAUUUUAAUAUUUGAGAUAUUUAAUAUUUGGAUAUUUCUUGAUUUUUUUUCCAAUUUUUAUGUUUAAUCUAUUAAUGACCGGUGAAAAAAGAGAGACAGGUUUAGAUGUCACAAUUGAUUUAAAUCU
This is a messenger RNA of Loa loa (African eye worm), 1029 nucleotides long. RefSeq lists its product as hypothetical. Gene Ontology annotation, biological process: pyruvate import into mitochondria. The coding region runs from base 405 to 800 and encodes 131 amino acids. The transcript is spliced from 6 exons. NCBI's taxonomy places the organism in Eukaryota, Metazoa, Nematoda, Chromadorea, Rhabditida, Onchocercidae. Gene Ontology annotation, molecular function: pyruvate transmembrane transporter activity. Gene Ontology annotation, cellular component: mitochondrial inner membrane. The record is from RefSeq and is a predicted model, not a curated record.